Frankliniella occidentalis (western flower thrips) is the source of this 3329-nucleotide messenger RNA. It is a transcript of the gene app, whose product is annotated as palmitoyltransferase ZDHHC18. Gene Ontology annotation, biological process: peptidyl-L-cysteine S-palmitoylation; protein targeting to membrane. The coding region runs from base 339 to 1982 and encodes 547 amino acids. Gene Ontology annotation, cellular component: Golgi apparatus; endoplasmic reticulum. Lineage: Eukaryota; Metazoa; Arthropoda; Insecta; Thysanoptera; Thripidae. The transcript is spliced from 9 exons. The record is from RefSeq and is a predicted model, not a curated record. Gene Ontology annotation, molecular function: protein-cysteine S-palmitoyltransferase activity.
GAAGCCAAUAAGAGAACGUACUCGGUUUUGUUUACGAGUAGAUAAACUGAUUAUCAGCUGUGCUGUAUGAUUGAUAUGAUAGAAGUUUUUUAAUGGAAGGUGCCCACAUUCCUUCGCACUUCGUCAUCUUCAGUCGUGUGUUCCGCAGAACGACGGGGCAAUGCGGGAAUCUUUGCUUUGCGUCCCUUCGCCAUCUGCUCCUGUCACUCCUGUCAUUGCGUUAGCCUGGCUUUAGCCCCGCGGGUGCGAUGCUCUCGUGUCGGAAGGUCAAUUUAAUCGGCAGACCUCAUUAUUCCUCAUGCACCGCUGGGGCAGGCGUCGCUGCCUGAAGAACAAUUAUGCCUCACGUCACUAGAAAGUGGGAAUUGUUUCCUGGGAAGAAUAAAUUCUGCUGCGACGGAAGAAUCAUGACUGCCCCCCACACAGGUGUAUUCUAUGUGACACUGGGUCUAAUCGUGGGGACGAGCAUGCUAUUCUUUACUUUUGAUUGCCCAUUUUUAGCAGCACGCAUUACCCCAGCAAUUCCUGUUGUGGGUGCUUUAAUGUUCUUAUUUGUCAUGUCUACAUUACUGAGAACAAGCUUCAGUGACCCGGGAGUUAUUCCCAGAGCAACACCGGAUGAAGCUGCUUAUAUAGAAAAACAAAUUGUUCCAAACAAUGCCAACUCACCUACUCAAAGACCACCUCCUAGAACACAGGAGAUACGUGUACGUGGUCAUCCAGUGAAGCUAAAAUAUUGUUUUACAUGUAAAAUAUUCCGUCCACCAAGGGCAUCACAUUGCAGUCUCUGUGAUAAUUGUGUUGAAAGAUUUGAUCACCACUGUCCUUGGGUUGGAAAUUGUGUUGGAAAAAGAAAUUAUAGACAUUUUUACUUAUUUAUUGUAUCCCUUGCAUUUCUGUGUGUGUUUAUUUUUGCGUGUGCAGUCACUCACAUAAUUUUGUUAACUCGGGAUGAUCGACAGUUUUUGGAAGCUGUGAAGGACUCUCCAGCAAGUGUAAUAUCUGGAGUAAUAUGUUUCUUUAGUGUUUGGACAAUUCUUGGUCUCUCAGGCUUUCACACUUAUUUGACUGCAUCCAACCAAACAACAAAUGAAGAUAUCAAGGGACUGUUUACAAGUAGGCCAGGAAUGGAGGGGUUAAACCCUUACAGUGAGGGCAAUGUUUGCUCUAAUUGUUUUUUUGUGCUCUGUGCUCCCCUCUCUCCCAGUCUUAUUGAUCGUAGAGGAAUUGUCACUCCAGAGUAUGCUGCUGAAAGAGCAGCAGAGCGAGCUCGUGAACAGGAAUCAAGGGACACUGUGAUUGCCAAUAACAAAUCAUACGGAACAGUAAUCACCCAGCAGCCUUCCAUUAAUGGAACUGUGCUUCCGAGUGAGGGACAAGCUGCUCAUGUAACAAAUAUCAUCCAACAUACUCAGAUGCAACAGUUUCAGCAGCAACAGAUGCAACAGCAGUUACAACUUCAGCAUAACUUGCAACAGCAACAUCAUCAGCAGCAGCAACAACAACAACAGCAAACUCCUCCGCCACCUCCACCACCACAACAAUUAGCAAUUUCCCAAUCACUGGGAAACCACUUACAGAACUCAAGUGCUGGAAGUCUGCACUUCUCCCACACUUCUCCUGGACUACCAGCUAUUAACGGUAUGGAGCUUAUGCUACUUGACCGCCAAGAGUUAAACAACUCAUCUAGUAACCUAAUGGUUGACAAUGAAAGGAUCACCAUCAUCGGACCGUGUACAAUGGACGAUUUAGACAUUGACCUGGAAGUACCAGUGGUAGGUGAACUUGGUGGAAAUUCGUGUGCCUCAACAAACUUGGAAUCAAUACAUCGAAAUGAUUCAAGUGCCCCUUUAUCAGCAAGUCGAUUGCAACUACUACAAGACACUACCAUGAUAGAAUCUGCUCUUGAUUUAGACUCUCUUGAAGAUUCCUCUGUGGGAGGAGGUAGCACAGCAGGCCUUAUAAAGAUGAAUGGACUGUGAUAACUUUCAGAAAUGCCAAAUGUGUCUUUUGAAAUAGUAAAUGUGUUAAAUUGUAAAAUUUUAAAAAUCCUAGAAGUGUUAUUAAUUUGUUUUGUCUCUAUUUUGGAUUGGAGGGGGGGGGGGGGGGACUUAUUUUUGUGUGUGUGCUGAUGAAUGAAACAAGCUUCAGCAUAAACUUGACCAGAUAGACAAAGACGUAAAUUAGUUACUACUGUUCCCAGUGUAUGGUGCAGUGUAAUAAUCUAGUUUAUGUGUUGUAUGCUCAAACCAAUAAUACCCUUGAGCCUGUUACUUAUCAAGGUAAACCAGUCCAUUAACUGAAGUCAUUCCCAUUUAGACUCUUUUCCUUUGCUGUGGGUACAUAUUUCUAUUCAAUAUGUAAAUUAUUCUUGAAAGUUGGAAUGUUAUGGAUUCUUCCAAUUAACUUACUUACAACCUGUUUAGUACCUUAUUUUUAAACAAGUUCUGUUAAGUUUUUACAGUUUACAAUUGAUUUUAAUGUACAAGUUGUAUGGAAAUCUGGCAUUUCAUUUGAAAGUAUUGUUUAUAAAUUCAUACUUGAUUGCUUCCUAACUAUAAUGUAGGUAUUACAAAAAUUAUUAAAAGACAACUCGUGUGUCAUUGCUUAACUAAUUUCCAAAGUAAAGAUUUCAGUUCUAUUUAUUUAUUCAACAGAACUCUUUUUUUUUCCAAGGGGGAGGUUGCAUUUGUAGAUACAAGAGUUGAUGGAGAUGGUUCCAAAAGUUAAUAAAAAGAAAUAAAAUUUCAUGUAAUUGUUGUCGUGAUUCUUCUGUGUGUAAUGUUAAGUCUUUUUGUGUUCAUUGUUAAUGUUAGCUUGGUUCCUGUGAUGACAGUGCUCAAACUAUCUAAUUUAUGUAAGUCAGUUUUGAAUUGGAAACGUUUUUGUACUUUGUCUUACAGUCUGUAAUUAUAUUUUAAGUUCUUUCAAUAGAUUGUAUUUCCAGCUUAACUUAAUCAGUCAGCAUCUCUUAUGUCUAUUACUUAUGCAUGCUGUAGGUUGCCUGAUUAGUUAAAUACUUUCAGUGCGGUGCGACGACUAUAUGGUCGCAUUGCUGAUUUUUCAAAUUCCCAGGAUGCACUGAGCGUUUAAAUUCAUUUGCCUAUAAAACAUAGUUCUGUUUGUGCUAUUGAGGAUAAUGCCUUGUCUUUUGCUUGGCGCCUGCAUUACAUUUGACUGCUGCCAUAGUAAAGGAGGCAGUGUUAGAUCUAAGUUCUGAUGUAUGUGUCAUUUACCAAGGCCUGUUAACCCCAUCUGAUUCUUCAGCAGUCAUGUCUCAGUACAGUGAUUGGGUUAUUGUAAAUAUAUCUGCAAUAAUUAUUGUGCCA